Messenger RNA from Gregarina niphandrodes, 621 nucleotides. RefSeq lists its product as hypothetical. The coding region runs from base 1 to 621 and encodes 206 amino acids. NCBI's taxonomy places the organism in Eukaryota, Apicomplexa, Conoidasida, Eugregarinorida, Gregarinidae. The transcript has 2 exons. The record is from RefSeq and is a predicted model, not a curated record.
AUGGACGAAAGCCCCUCCCUAUCACAGGGAGCGUUUGCCUUCCCUACCACGGAGAGAUUAAAUCCUUCUUGCCUCAGGCCCCUCUUCGCUCCUACCGCGGGGCCCGUCCCGCAGACGGAACGAAACGCUUCGCUCUACCGCGAGCAUGGGCGACGAGUGGUAGCGCCUCGCGCGUGCUCGACUGACCUGGCAAACCGGUCCGCAGGCCUUGCAGCUCCGGCUCCGGCUCCUGCAGCUCCGGCUCCGGCUCCUGAAGCUCUGGCUCCGGCUUCUGCAGCUCUGGCCCCGGCUUCUGCAGCUCCGGCUCCGGCUCCUGCAGCUCCGGCCCCUGCAGCUCCGUGCCCGACGCUGUCCUUGGAGCGGCUGCAGGAGGCGCAUUCCGGCAUGAUUCCGCUUUCCUUUCCGCGAGGCACCUCUCGGUCCCGACCGACGCCCCUCGGCAUCAUAGCGGCGGUGUUCAAGAGCUGGGUCCUCAAUGGCUUGCCCGUCAAGAGCGCGGUCAUCAAGAGCUUAGCUGCCAAGAGCUUGGCCAUCAAGAGCUUGGCCGUCAAGAGAUUGCUACCCCGAAUUGUUUGCCACAGGAUUUUCGUGUGCAAGGAAUUGCGAAGGCCCCGACAGUGA